AUGAAGGAGAAAGUUACGGUGAUUGAGGAGCGGCAUAUUGAUUGCCAUGGUUGCCACGGUGAACUGAUCCCAACACUACUUAAACUGUGGCGCACACCCUCACUCCAGCGGCAGACAGCACGGUUUAAUACCGUGAUUAUCUUUGGUCGUUCGGAUGGGCGGCACGCAAAUGAAGAGACGAAUGGCGCCGGAAACGGCACUUUUGUCCGUGCGCUUUUCUGUCAGGACAAGAGAGAGUGUAUCAAUGGGGCGUUUCACGGCAUGUAG
Messenger RNA from Opisthorchis viverrini, 267 nucleotides. RefSeq lists its product as hypothetical. The coding region runs from base 1 to 267 and encodes 88 amino acids. The transcript has 2 exons. The record is from RefSeq and is a predicted model, not a curated record. NCBI's taxonomy places the organism in Eukaryota, Metazoa, Platyhelminthes, Trematoda, Opisthorchiida, Opisthorchiidae.